Acanthocheilonema viteae is the source of this 1422-nucleotide messenger RNA. The record is from the annotation of a GenBank genome assembly. Lineage: Eukaryota; Metazoa; Nematoda; Chromadorea; Rhabditida; Onchocercidae.
AUGGAUUUACCUGAGGAGGAGACAGAUGCAGAUGUAACUGCUGGUGCAUCUUUUACUCUUCAUGGCAAUUUCAGAGUAUUUGCUCGUGCAAUUUUGGCAUUGAAUCGUGUUGGCGAUGAAUUAUAUAUGGAACCGAGUGAUUUAGGCCUUAUUUUACGAUCGUUAAGCUGUUCGAAAUCAGCCUUUGGUACUUUUAUGUUUGCAAAAUCGUUCUUCAGUGAAUGUGAUGUGUUGAGACUCGAUCCGAAUGCUUACAAUGUGUGUCGAAUUCCAAUGAAGUGUGCAUUAGCAGCUUUCAAAUGUGUGAAAAAUUGUGAAAAAGCGGUUCUCUCCUGUCAGCUUUAUCUCAAUCCUCGGGCCGAUACCAUGCUUAUUCAACUCACACACACAUAUGAUGUUAUGAAAAAUCACAAAAUACCAUUCUUCGAGUGUACUACCAUGUUUCGAACCGUUGUUGAUAAAGCAAAUCUGAAUAACUGUUUUGUGAUAGAAGCAAGACUAUUGCUCGAAAUAUUCAAUCGAAUGAAUCACAACACGGAUGAGAUUUCAAUUGAUGCUAAAAUUGAAGAAAUAUCAUUCCGAAAUUAUAUUACAGACGAGCAAGAUAAGGAUAUGGUCAUGAAAACAGAAGGGAAAAUUCCAAUUUCUGAAUUUCAGAAAUAUAAUAUCCAACGGCCAGCCGAAAUUACUGUGAAUUUGAAGGAAUUAAAAGCUAUUGUGAACUUUGCUGAUGUUCAUCAGUCAUUUGUCAGCAUUUAUUUUGAUCAGCCAGGAACACCUAUAGUAAUAGCUUUGGAAGGUGAUGUCAAUUAUACAGCAGAAGUAAUACUCGCAACAGCUGUGGAUGAUCCAAAUGACGUAAAUCCCGAAGUUCCUGUCGAAGUCAUUCAUGUCCCACCUGACGAAGGGCAGCUUAAGCGGAAGCGAAGUCAAUCUUCGUUAAGUCUGCAUAUUUCGGAAAAUUUGGUGGCAGAUUGUGCAAAAAAAAUCAUUGAGACAUCAAUUACCAAAAGUAAUGAUGCGAAUGGACCGUUCAAUGGAUUAGAGAACAUGGAUUUUGUUAUUGGCCCACCAUACGCAACGUCUUCUCCCAUCAUCGAAUUACAAUCCGAAAAAAAAGAAGAUCGCACAACAGCGGAGAGUCUAAAAUUGCAAAAUGAUGUAAUGGACACUGAUAACAAUGUGAUGGAAACUUCAAGAAUGAAUGCUGAUGUUGGUGACAUUGGGAGAUCUGGAUCAGAAAGUCCGCCUUCCCAAGGUCCAGCUCUAUUUCGCUAUUUAUUUUCACUUGAUGAGCCGACAUUUGAUUCAGCAGAAUUUUUCCGCGAUGCAGAAGUUUUGGCCUCAGAUUCAGGUUCGGAAUCUUCAAAUCCGCAUCCUGAGCAAUAUAUCUUUGAUUUUGACUCAGAGGUCAAUCCUUAA